Monomorium pharaonis (pharaoh ant) is the source of this 6573-nucleotide messenger RNA. Its product is annotated as gastrula zinc finger protein XlCGF7.1. The transcript has 12 exons. Lineage: Eukaryota; Metazoa; Arthropoda; Insecta; Hymenoptera; Formicidae. The record is from RefSeq and is a predicted model, not a curated record. Bases 2454 to 3374 code for a protein of 306 amino acids.
UGACAAGCGAAAAUAUAAAUCACGUUUUAUGAAAUUGAAGUUGAAACAUUAUUUUGUCAUUCUUAGUGAAUAUUUCACAAUGGAAAAAGGAAAUAUUUCAAAUCUGUUAGGUUAUAAAGAAAAUAAUAUCGAAAAAAUCUCUUUUUAUUGAUUUUGUGAUUAACUAUCAUAUUAAAUAUUGUUUACUACGUGUUAUCUUAUUGUGACCGAUAUAUAUGUUCCAAUAAAUUAUAUUUUUUGCGAUUGUAGAUUGUGUUUUAAUGAUUUAAAAAUUGUAUACAAAAGUGUCAAAAGUUCGAGAUUAUAAAAAAAAAACGAAGAAAAAUAUCAUACUUCCUGACAUUAUUCAAUUUAGGACCAUUUGGUUCUUUGAUAAAACAUCUCUGAUGGCACAUUACAUAGUCCCCUCUUUUAUAUUUUAACCCCUUUGAAAGGGGUACAGCCACCCCUUUCCUCAUAAAAAGGGGUAGCUGCUAAAAAAGGGUGUUGCAGCAGCAAAAGUAUUGGUUGUGGUUCUUAAGCAAUUUCUGACUUGUAUGCUCUAUAGUUUAUAUAUUUUUCUUUAAAUAAUUGUUGUAGACAUAAUAAAAUCUUUAUAUAAGUCUUUAUGUAAGUUAAUCAAAAAUUCAUCAAUAAUAGGAAUAAGAGUUGAUAGGAUACGACACAUGGGAUUUUGACUGUUCCGUCAGAGCAUGCUCGGUAUCUCGGAGACUAUGGCUCGCUGUCCCUCUCCAACGUUCUUUACGGAGGAUAAACUCCUGGGGGUUGGUUAGGAGCUGCCUGUGAUUGGGUAGGACAGUAUUGGAUCUACCCCGCAGACUACUCUGCAUGGAAAGGGUAGCUCAGUUCGCCACAGGCUGUUGUCAGAUCUGCCUCGUAGUAUGCCUCGUAGUGUUAUCAAGCAAAAUGUCAGGAUUAUGUGAAGUGGUAACUUUGAAAGGAGAAAUGAAAGCUCGAGUGCGGGCGGCACAGGAUUAUAGGAAUCGCACAGGCCUGCGAACACUGUGUGAAAAUCUCGUGUCUCGACGUUUGCGCCCACGGAAUCGAUCGUUCUUCCGUUUAGCGUUUUCUCGCGUUGGAAAUCCGAUUUCUCCAAUCUUCCUCUCGUCCCUCCGCACGUGCAAACUGUGAGAAAAUGACGCGACUGGUCGGCGAGACGAUAAAUUAUAGAGAACGAAACGAUGGCUGAAUCACCGUGCGCUGCGAGACGACAUUAAAAUGCCACGUCGCAAAAAUCGAACAAAGUGGGAGGCACCGUGGUGCAUUUUGCGUCACGGUCACGCAAAUCUGCCGUCGAUUGGCACGAGUUACGGCGUCGCGAAACGGUUGGCCGCGGACACGUUCGGAAGUCAAUGACGGAUCGGCAUAGGAAAGAAACGGAGCCAUUAACUGGCCAGCGAACAGAAGAAACGACCUCGCGAUCGCGCCGUGACGAGAAUCCGUCAUCGAUGUUGAUCAACGCUGCAGUUCACGGGUUUAAUGUGAUCGACGAAGAUAUUUGAAUCCCGAAAAUUCUUUCAACGGUCCUGUUGAUGACUCACGACAUUAUCUCCGGCGACAUUUAUCAGAGAAUGGACCUACAAACCGAAUUAAUUUUCUCAGACACGGAGCGGCUCGAUUACGAGACCGCGUGGGCGAAAUUAGGUGUUCUCCAUUAGAGCGGGUCCGACCCGUUUACAUUCACUGACCGCAUACUCAAUGAAAUCGGAAUAUAAUGAGGAAACCAAGUCAUAUUAUGAUGGAAAUAUGGUUGCUUUUCAAUUCAUAUGAUGCAGCUUCUCGUGUCAUCGUUACACUUCCGCAAGGAGUCGUACACAACAAGGAUCGCCGGGUAGCCGCGGCGGUCGGCGGCCGUCAUUGAUCUCCUGUUAGAAUCGGAUCACUACGAUGUAACAAGAUAAAUAGUCAGCAGGACACCGUCGGUGGUCGAGGGUGCGGAUCGCGGAGUCAUGCUGACUAUGUAUCUGAUCAAGAGAAACCGAGUACACGCACGCUUGUCCGAUCUGGGCGUACUUAACGUGUACACCGUGAAGGUUCUCUGGUCGCGAGCCGAUGGAACACUUUCGAUGGGCUUCGUUUAUACGAGAUGAAAUCGUCGAUCCUUAGCUUCUGCACACGAGCGAAGAGUUAAAUAUUACUGGCGUCGAUAGCGCGCGCGAGGCCACGUCUGACCGCUCGAGAGGAUUUUCCACUGAAUUUCUCGCUCGCGACCGCGACAACGAGAACGAUGGCGAGAUCGAGAGGGAAAAUAACCGAGGACGAAAAUUAAAAUAAAAACCGAGAUCCUGGAUGAGAUCGAAAAUUUUUCAUCCAGUGACGAGUUGGACAUCAGACGACCCAUCAAAUACGAACCGUCGAAACCGUCGAACGAAAUAUCGCGCCAUGAAAAUUCUGAACAGAUCCCAGAAUCGGAGUGUCAAAGAAAUGCAAGCGUUUCACUUUCUCAGAGACAAAUGGACGAGUACACUGAUUUAAAGGAAUACAUCGUGGCACUGACAAGAGGGAAGCUUUUAAUGUGCAACGUCUGCAGGAUCGAAUUUCCGAACGAGGUCGAGUUCAAGACUCACUUGAUUGGACAAAGCCAUGAACAACUUUUCCAGUGCGGAUUUUGUUGGAAGUCAUUUUCUGGAUCGUCAACCUUAAAGAAUCACCUGCAUAUGCAUUUUAUUCCGGAGUCUUUCGCGUGCAGACAAUGCGAGCUCCAAUUUCAGACGGAACAUGCGUUAAAGAAACAUCAAACAAAAGCGCACUUCGGCAGAAGAACUUUUCAGUGUCCUAUCUGUAAGAAGAAAUUGUUACGCCACGAAUCGCUGCGCGAUCAUAAGCUGACGCACAUUAACCUGAGACCCCACGUAUGUACAACCUGCGGCAAGAGCUUCCUGAGGCCCAGCAGUCUCCGGACCCAUAUGAUCGUUCAUACCGCGGACUCGCCGUUCGCGUGCGAUCUCUGCCCGGCGAAGUUCAAGAGAUCGUCGGUGCUGAAGACGCACAAGCUGACGCACACGGGCGUGAGAAGAUUCGAGUGCGACAUCUGCAAGCAUCGUUUCUAUCUGAAAGGCGCGCUGAAGCACCACAUACUGGCGCAUUACGGAAUCAGGCCUUAUAAAUGUGAAGAUUGCGGCAAAAGCUACAGGAGAUCUUGGGGUUUGAAGGUGCACAGAUAUCGGCAUACCGGCAUAAAGCGAUUCGAGUGCGAUUUCUGCAAGCUGCGCUUCAGCGUGAAGACGAAGCUCGCGAAUCACAUUUACACACAUACCGGCGAGAAACCUUACAAGUGUAAUGUCUGCGGACGUCAAUAUGGCGAGAGAUAUCAGUUGAAGGCGCACAGAUGCACAGCAUUACGUGGCAACCCGUUGAAAUUAAAAACUACUUGAAUUUUAUAUUCUUUUAAUCGAUAUUAUGAAAAAAUCUGAUAAGAAUAAGAAUUACAACAUAUCACAUUAUUGAGUAUGUGACAUUGUGUCUAAGAUUAUUAAAGAUUCAAUUACAGAAUAUUUCAAUUAUAAUUUGUAAAUUUUUUUUUUUUUUCAUUUAUCAAAAACUUACUAAAUGUAUUAAUAGUAAGAGUAUUGGAUUUUAAAAAAUUGGUUAAAAAUAAAAAUAAACCUGAAGAAUUAUACAUAUCGCGAAUUUCACGAUACAACUUUAAAGUCUAGAUACUGUCCGCUUUGAUUAAUUUAAUUAUCGUCGGUCGCGCGAUUGCUUGUAAUAAAACUCGUUCUUCAGCCUGAUACAAUGGCCGGCCGCUAUUUCAUUCGUGAUCAAAUCUACCAUCACGGAUCCCAUCCGCGUUUGCAUGCCCAUGAAGCUUAAUAAGGCAUGGCCUUAAUAAGUACUUCGCCGCAAAACAAAACACCGAUUAAUCCCAGACCGAUACGGAUUGGUUUGGAGCUCGGAGCUGCCGACUCGCGCGGGAUAAGUCGGCUUAGGUUCGUCAUCAACUAUCAUAUAUAAUUACAGUCUUUAUUCGAUAUUGCUCGAACGUGACCGCCGGGAUCACCGAACGGUGCAGUGAAAUUAAUGCAACUUUCGAAGACGUAACGCAGUCCUUUGGAAAUAAUUAUUUACGUCGACAACAUACACUCACGUUUCAUUAUAACGGCGUAGUCUACGCCAUACUUAGAUAUCCGGUAUAAUCAUUUACGUAAUCUAUAUAAAGAAAACAGAUUUUAUCGACGGUAUCUAAAAAUUAAUUGCCUCUGUCUUAAUCUCGUAAAAACUUACGUUGUCACGAAUGCAGAAUAAAUCAUACACGAUGUUUGCGGUCAUUUCAUUUCUACUACUUUCGCAAUAGAUGGAUAGGACGCUUAGCAAUAAUUGAAAAUUAAAUGUCAAUUUUAUUCUAACUUAUUUGCAAUUGCUGAAACAAGUUUAUUUAUCAAAAGAAAAGAGAAUAACUUUUUGAAUAUAGAUACCGUGCAUUUAUUUAGAAUAGGUUAUACAUUAACGUAGCUUAUUUCUUUACCGGCCACCUUGAGAAUAUCUCGAGCACGUGGGUCCUGCUUAUGUCGCCGCACGUGAGAAUGGUGCUUUAAGGUGCGUGGACACAGCAGGGGCUCGUACGCGGUACACUGAGAUGCUCCGCUUCUUAUCAGAUCGCAUCUCUGAUUUGCGGCUGUCUUGCGGCUAAACUCUUUGACAGUGCCGACACGUAUCUGCCUUCUGACCCCGUUUCUCUAUUUCGACGCGGCAAAAAGCAAGCAAAACGAGAGCAUUUUUGCUAUUCAAAUCAUAUGUUUCAAUAGAGACUUUUCAAAAGUACAGCAAAAUUGGAUAAUCAAUUAUAUGCAUUGAAGUAUUUACUUAUUUCAAGCUAUAUAAUUAUUGAUAUUAUAUCUUUGAUAUAAUAUCUCGCGUAAUAAUUUAGAGCAUGUCUUCGAGAUGAGUUAUUUGCUUGAACGCGAUUCGACACAAGGCUUCUUCGCAACAAUGCAAUUUAAAUACGCGGAUAUUUCGCCUUCAUAUCUCCUGCCUAAUUAUGCUCGCGCUUCGCGAAAUCUACAAUCUGACUGUUCGCGUAUGAGCGUUACACACAGCGGCACGCAGAGAGUCACGCCAAGUCCUAAUUAUUUAGAUAGCGAUCAUAGUGGUUUAAUUAUUCCCACUCCUUUCUAUCGCUGCUCCGUUCGCCGGUAUGGUAAUGGCACUUAAUGCAGAUAGCAACACCGAUACUAUUUGCCAGUUACUAAUUGCAAGCUCAAAAUUAUUAUGCGCGCAUCCAGCGAACGAUGGAUUUGGAAACUCGGAAAAUACUUAAUGACGGUAGUCAUCAUCCUCAUUACGUUAUGAAUUUCUGUUAUAUAAUAUGGCCAGCAUUUUUCCGGCCACCUGACAUAAUGCUUAUUUAUGUAAAUUUAUUAGUUAAAAGUAUAUUAAUAUAGUAAAUUACAGAGCAUCAUAACGUAAAGAAUAAAUUUUCUUACAUCUAAAAUACGUGAUUACAUACAUUUGUUAAGUACCAUAAUGAAUCUUAAUUAUCCAUAACGGUAUUGAACGAUAAAGAAGAAUCAUGUAAUUGCCGGUCAAUCUAUCUGUUUCACUCGAGUUGGAUUGUUCCCAAGAACUGGAUACAGGAAAGAGCGAAAGCAACGGGCGAUUCGGCAGAUCCGUAAAAGAAAAAUGGGACAGAGCAUAUUAAAUAACGACGAUGUCGAUUAGUAUUGACAGCGGCGAUUAAAGACACCGAAUUGCCAGUCAGUAAUGACCGAGCUGGCCGUGCAACCAGUGAGCACUGUAAUUUCAUUGAUAAUAUUUAAAUACGGGCUUUUGAUAGCUGUCUUCUCUCGACUGGUAUUAGCGCGGGCCCCGAAGGGUCUCAUGGUCCCCUCUCCCCUUUCAUCCUUGAGAGGGCGCAGAGGCGUACUAUUUAUCGACCUGGUACCAUCAUUAUUUCAUCCAACUCUUUCAUCGCCUUGCCUGGUUAAUCGAUAACCCGCAAAGAGACGAAAACCUCGACCUCUGACUCGAACUGAUUUAUCAACCAUUUGAAAUUGAGAAAAAGAUUGUUUUAUUUGUCUUUUGCUAUGAUUAAUUUAUUGCUAAUCUGAUGAAAAUUACUAUACACGAUUUUUGACUUCGAUCAAUCCACAAGCGAUGAAUUACGAGUUAUUUACGUGGCUACAUCCUUCAAGAAAAUCGUAAGCGUGAGAGAUCGGCGGUACGAAAUAUUGUGCCGACAAUAAUUAUUUGCUUAAAUAUACAUACAAAUUAUUUAACGCACGACUGCGUCUUGCACGGCUUUAAUUAGCGCGACUCUACCUGAUCGUAAUCGCGCGCUACGCAAUUCUAGGGUUAAUGUGCAUUUAAUUCACAAUACGGAGAGAAACAACGCGGCAUGACGAUAUUUUUUUAGACUUUUCAUGUCUAAGAUUCGUCAGCCAACGCAAACUAUAAUUUAAGCACCAACAAAGCAUAAUCGUUUUGUUCCCAAGAAAAUUCUGAUGUGUAACGCAAAAAGAUUAUGCUUCUCUGUAUCUGAGAAAUAUUAUAAUUAACUCAUAUUCGUAAAAUGUACAAUGUACAGGUUAUAAAAGUAAUAUUAAUAAAGUUUUUUAAAACAUUUUCGCAUAUAAA